CUCACCUUAGCAACGCCAUUUUGAAGGAAGUAAACCUUUAAAAAACAUCAUUAAGUCGGUGUGAAAACUGGCCAUAAACAUGGAUUUGCGUUGACUGUAGUUGCUUGUUUGUCAAAAUGGCUAAUAAUCAGCAGUUUGAUAAACGCAUGUUUAAUAUUGAUGGUAGCGAAGGGCAUGAUUCMGGCGCACUAACUCCCGAACAACAACUCCAACUUAACCAGUUCAAGAUUACAACGAGAAUUGAUAAUGAAAAGUAUCUUAGAGAUCACCCUGAAGUAUCCUAUUUACUGGCUGGAUUUCUAGGAAAUGUUUUCAAGCAGAGACCAGAUAAUGUCAGAGAAUUUGCUGCAAAAUAUUUUUCCAAUCCAUCAUUAAAAGAUGAAGUGUCAGUUAAGGUUAUGGAGCUAAAACAGAAAGCUGCAGGAUAAAUUAUCAUUAUUGACCACAACAACUGAUGUAAAUUAUUAUAUUUGUAACAGUAACUUCUGUGCCUAUUUAAAAUAUUAAAAUGUAUAUACAGUSAUAUACAGUAUACUAUACAUAUAUGGUAAUAAUCAUGAUGUUUCUGCUWUGAUGUUUUUAAGUUUGAAAUGUAAUGAUCAUAUUUUUAGUUUCGUGUUUCACUAUCGUAACAUUUUUGACAAUUGAUAUUGUCAACAGCUUGCACAGAUAAAGUWGCAGUGUACAUGGCAGGCAAUAAUACUAGAGUUGUAUACACUCAAAGUUGGAAUAUAAAUGAUUCAUUUUUGAUUGCAUAUAAUAACUAGAGUUUCAUAAAAGUUACCAAACAUUAAAUUAUCUCGGCUAUUUCUCCCACUGGUCUGUGGCAA
This is a messenger RNA of Exaiptasia diaphana, 830 nucleotides long. RefSeq names its product RIIa domain-containing protein 1. Lineage: Eukaryota; Metazoa; Cnidaria; Anthozoa; Actiniaria; Aiptasiidae. The coding region runs from base 117 to 428 and encodes 103 amino acids. The transcript is spliced from 4 exons. The record is from RefSeq and is a predicted model, not a curated record.